Molecule: messenger RNA, 1175 nt
Organism: Plodia interpunctella (Indianmeal moth)
Lineage: Eukaryota; Metazoa; Arthropoda; Insecta; Lepidoptera; Pyralidae
Exons: 5
Coding region: 130-492 (120 amino acids)
Biological process (GO): intracellular transport
Cellular component (GO): BLOC-1 complex; transport vesicle
Source: RefSeq, a predicted model, not a curated record
UGACAUUGACAAAAGAAAAUAAAUACUGAGUGUUUUCUUGAUGGUUCAGUUGGCUGCAGAUUUCUUUAUUUUUAGUGUAAUUUUAGUUUAGAAUUUUCAGUGAGUUUUUGCAAUAAAGAACGUGGAAUAAUGGAAGGAUCUUCGCGCUCAGAAGACAUAAAAACUGUUCAACUAUUAGCCAAAGGUGUUAUGGAAAUAUACGAACCUCCACUUGCCACUAUAAAUACUCAUUUAAAAGAAUUAACGGAAAAACAAGAGACUGUUCAUUGCAUGCUAACAUCAGAGAGAAGAAAACUGGAAGAUCUACAAAAUGAUGCCAUGCUUGAUGCUAUGCUAGCAGACAUAGCAACAAACAGAGAGCAAUUAGUGUCCAUUACAAGCUCCAUGAAGGCAAUGCAUAAAAGAGUCCAAACAUUGCAGACAAGAGCUACAAAUGUAGAGAAAGCAGCUAAAAGUAGAGCCAGCCAGAGUCAAAAUCAACCCUCAAGGUAACACAAGCCAUAAGGUAAAUAUUUUAAAACAACAUUCCCAAGGAGAGUUCAUGUCAAGCAGGCGGCCUGUUUAUUGCACCCGUCCGAAGCCGGGGCGUAAUAUAUAAUUACAUAAACUGUCAUAAAACUGAACAUUGUGCUAAAACUGUAUAUUGUUCUGCUGGGUUUCUUGUUUUUAGUGUGAUAAAAUGUUUGUAACAAGAGUACGCUAGGCGUGACUCUGCCUUUUUAAUUAUCUUAAUUAUGUAUACAUAAUGGAAUUAUAAAAAAUAUUUUAUUGUGUUAAAAAAAUAUAAUUAUAGAUCACAUAAUAUAAAAAAACAAAUGAACCAAAUAAAAUAAAAACUUUGUUUAAAAUUCUAAUGGCCGUUAGAAUUUGAAGGCUGCAGGUGCCUUAGUGGUUGGUUAGACGAAAAUUUUACUUUAUGCUCUAGAGCAUAAAAUCGAAAUUUACGUCGCCUACAUCCAAGCAAAAUGGAGCAAUUUUCGAGCAAGAGAAGUGAAAAAAAUAUUUUUUAUACAGACUGAGGCUGAAAUUAAACAAAAACAAAUACUUUCCAAUAUUUAUUUACUUUGAUUACAAUAUUUAUUUUCGGUAAUAAAUUAUGUUAUUGAUUCGUUAUCGUAAUUGUAACAGAUUUAAAAAAAUACUUCGUACUUAUUGUAAUAUUUUAUGUUUAAAUA